CCAUUUUCCCAAUUGAUUUUUUGAUAUUUCCCGCCACUAGUAAACUAGGGCUUAGAAACUCAGCUUCAGUACUCAAAUCCCGAAUUUUACUUACAAGCAAAGAUAAACAGCAAAUGGGUAGCCAAUCUGAUCCUCACGCUUUCGCAUUUUCAGCAGCCGAGUUGGAGUUUCUAGCGGAAGAUGAAACGGUUGAAAUUGUGCCAAACAUGAGAUUGGAACCUCUCCAUCUUAUAUCUGGAGAUUUUGGACCUUUCCGUCCACAAAUAGCAACACAGGUGCCUCUCUGGUUAGCAGUUGCUUUGAAAAAGAGAGGGAAAUGUACUAUCAGACCUCCUGAAUGGAUGUCCGUUGAAAAGUUAACCCAAGUUCUGGAAGCUGAAAGGGAUUCUGAAAAGUUCCAAUCAUUACCAUUUCAUUACGUUGAGAUCUCGAGGCUUCUUUUUGAUCAUGCGCGCGAAGAUAUUCCUGACAUCUAUAUGGUAAGGUCUCUUAUUGAAGAUAUUAAGGAUGUGCGGUUUCACAAAAUUGGAACUGGUUUGGAGAUAAUUUCUAAGGAGGUCACAUACGCGUUGAGGCUUAAAAAUCUCUCAGCAAUGGAGGCAAACAUAGUACGCCCAUUUGUUACCCAAGCUUUGCAGACAUUUCAUAAGCUAAAUACUUCAGAAGCAAUACCGGAAUCAGGCAGCAUUCCGAGCAGACAGCGCCAACCAGUGAAUCAGAGGGACAAACGUGUGCUGAAAGGUAGAUGAAAACUAUUCUCUCAUCAGUCUCAUCCUGACCCCUUUAAAGAGACAUGAAUUGAGCAUCCUACUAGCAAGGGAAGUAUUAUUAUCAUGCAAGUCCAUUUUGUUUUCGUAUCAUAUUUAAUGCCAGUUCUUUUUGUCAGCAAUGAAUGACAGAAACUCUCAUUCAGUAAAUAUUAAUGCUUGAUUCUGUUUCUUGAUAUUCAGUUCUCAAGAGUGUGCACAGGAUAUUGAUGCAUAAAUUUGUAUUUUCUGUUUGAUUUCUUGCCCAUUAAGAAGAUGUAUGUUGCCUUUU
This is a messenger RNA of Nicotiana tabacum (common tobacco), 1038 nucleotides long. Its product is annotated as DNA replication complex GINS protein PSF2-like. Gene Ontology annotation, biological process: DNA replication; double-strand break repair via break-induced replication. Gene Ontology annotation, cellular component: GINS complex; nucleus. The record is from RefSeq and is a predicted model, not a curated record. Lineage: Eukaryota; Viridiplantae; Streptophyta; Magnoliopsida; Solanales; Solanaceae.